Zootoca vivipara (common lizard) is the source of this 5323-nucleotide messenger RNA. Lineage: Eukaryota; Metazoa; Chordata; Lepidosauria; Squamata; Lacertidae. The record is from RefSeq and is a predicted model, not a curated record.
GUGCCUUCUUGAUCAGAGGGACCAGGGAACACCGGGAGCGAUCGGAAACUUGGGGUCCCUCCCGCUUUCUGAGAAGAUAGCUAUUGCAGGGUCUUGGGGGCCGUUUCUCUCGACAUACGCCUCACACACAUAUCCAGGUAGAAAAGUGGGGCCUUUCACAAAUUCUGCUCUUCAAGUUGAGAUUUGAACCCAGGGCUCAAGGUGGAUUUGUGGACAUGAUGUAAAUCUACUUUUAGGCAGAGGAGCCUGCAAAACAGAUGUGCCGCAGAAUGUGUGUUUGGAUGCACUUCAGUCCAUGCGAGUAAAUGGUCAUUUGAAGCAAUGGAAAGACCUGGGGAAGAACUCUCUGAAAGUUCCCAUGCGGAGGACAAGGAAGAGGAUGGAGCAGCCUCAGGCAUGUCUUCUUCUCUCUGCUUGAAUGAUGUGGGAAACAUGCAGGUGGAGAUGCUGGAGAAGGCCAGGGAGCUCUUCAGGCUGUGUGACAAGGAGGAGAAGGGCUUUAUCACCAAGCUGGACAUGCAGCGGCUACAAAGUGAACUUCCUCUCACUCCUGAACAACUAGAAUCUGUUUUUGACAGCCUAGAGCAAGACAAUAAUGGGUAUCUCACACCAGUCGAAUUCAGUAUGGGACUAGGCAAGUUCAUAGGGAUUGAGCAGUAUGAGAGCUCUGGAAGCACCAGGCAUGAGGAGACUUUUGAGUCAGGCUGGUCAGAUGACUUGGACCAGGAAGAGGAAGAGAAGAGGUUUUGCUCCAUGUUGGAGCAGCUUGAAGCAUCCCAGGUCUUUGAAGAUCAGAAUGAGGUUCAGGAGCUCUGGGCUCAACUCCGGAAAGAAAAGCCAGAACUCCUGACCAGUUUUGAAGAAUUUCUCUUCCACAUUUCCUCAUAUGUCAGGGACAUACAUCACGAGAAGGAAUCCGUUGAGCAGGCAUUGAAACGGAGGGAGGUAGACCAUGACCGUGAAAUCAGAUGCCUUUAUGAAGAAAUGGAGCAACAAAUCAAAGCAGAAAGGGAACGGCUGCUGAGCCAGGGAUCAAUGAAGCAUGAGAAGAGCAGCUUGCUUCAGAAAGAGCUGCAGAGCAAAGAACAAGAAUUUGAGAAGAUGCUAUACCACCAGAAAAAGCUGGAACAUCAGUUACAGUCCCAGAGCUCAGAGCAGCUGGAAAUGCGGGUGCAAAAUGAGAGGCUGAAAAUCUUGAACGACAAUCUCCUGGACCAACUGGAGAGAAGCAAAUGGGAGCUGGAGGUAGCCCGAGGUCACCUGCAACAGCUGCAGAAAGAAGCCCAGCUAGAGCAGGAACAGAAAAACAGGGAUGUAUUCAGAGUCUCUAAGAAUAUGCAGAAAGAAAAGAAAAGCCUCCUGCGACAACUGGAACUGCUCAGGGAGAUGAACAAGAAGCUGCGAGACGAGAGAGAUGCCUUUGAAGCCAAGAAGCUGGUUAGUCUGAGAAAGAAAAUUCUAAUCCCCCGUCGCCUCCCCUUUGCAGCCUGCUGCUGCUGCCAUCACUUGGGGUCAUUUCAUUUACAGGGGGGGCAUUAACUGAGAAACCCUGUAGUGCCUGCACGUGAACUUCUUAUUAUUUUUUGGGUAUCUCUAACCUUAAGAGAGAGCUGCACAUUUUUAAACCAGGCAAUUACAAAUGGGGCAAUAAGGACUGCUGGCUCCUGACUCUACAGGAAAGCGUCUACAGUUGGGUGUCCCUCCGACAUGGAGAGGGAAAGAAUCUUUUGCACAUAUUGAACUUUGUACACUAAGGCUUCCAUUCAGAGGAACCAUAGCUGAACCUCCAUGUUUUAAGGCUGAGCCAUUGCCAUCUAGCUUGGAGAACACCCAGUUACAUUCUUUCUCUUCCCACCACCACCAUUCUGCAGGGUAGUCUGGAAUUCUUCUCUGGAACCGCCUUGCCUCAUUCCAGUCUAUAGUUCCUCUGCUAUAUCACCUUGUGCCUAUAUCCUUCUAGGCUUCCAUUGUCAUGCAGACCACAAUUAAGAGACUGAAAACAAUGUCUUUUUGUCUGUUUCUGCCUCUUACUUUGGCCUGCUCCUGGAAUGGGCCUUUUCCAUCCCUGGGCAGUUUGUUUUUGGAAGGAGAGAUGGAAUGUCCACGAAACAUACCACUUAGUAGAUUUGAUCGUAGAGUAGCGAGGCAGACAACCAAAAUGUGAAGAUGAGCCAAAAGAAGACAUUUUUGUUUCCACUGUGACACUCUUGCUGCUGAUUUCCCUGCUGCACAAAUGCAGGGCAGGAAUGAAGUAUAAAGAGAAAGCACGCCGAUCAACUAGCCUUUUGUGUUGUAUAAGCAUAGGGUGCAGGAAUGUUUUUAUUGAAGCUGCUAUGUAUGUUUUUGUGUAAAAAGGAGAGGGAAGUGCAAACAUCUGUGCACCUGGCUGUCCAUGGGUGGCCCAUCCUGUUUCGCCAUUUGAGGGUGAAACAAGGAGGUGUCCCCCCCCCCCACACACACUGCUGCUGCCUCCCCACUGAAGCCUUGCUUACCUAGGAGUGGAGAGAGACCAGCUGCAAAGCUGAGCAAGUGUGAGCUGUUCUACAAAGCUUUGCUGCAGGCCUCUCCCCUCCCACUCGCCUAGAAGAGAGCAUUCCAGCUGCAGUGGAAGUGGUGGGGCAGCCGGAGAGCCGGUGGGACACGCCUCUUGUUUUUCCACCACCAGAGGUGGCUUCUUUACCUUGCCUUAUGAAUGGGCUGGCCCUCUGGCUUUCCCACAACUCAUCUUUGUGAUUACUAGGCCUGUGGCUGCAUCUCCAGAUAAAUCUGGGGGCAUGUGAUCUCCAUAGUCUCAAUGAGAUCAUUAAAUGCAGCAUAAGCAACAGGGAGAAACUGUCUUCUGCAGUUGCAAUUCAGAGAGAGCAAUGCAGUGAGUUCUCAGAUCUCAUUUGGCACUUUAAUGGCUUUUUUGAAGAGCAUCCCUUUCAUGCUGCACCAUGGGAUACGUUUUAGAACUCUUGAGGAGGGUCACAUUGAAAGCAAUUUACAGUAUGACAUGGAGGGAAGUGGAGAGACUUCAUAUGGACAUAAAUUGCUUUUUCUUCACAUGUCAAAGUAGCUGCUGGAUUGUCCCUUUGACAGUCUGCUAUCUCUGUUCUCCAGUGGAAUAUGGGCUCCAGGCAAGCUACAGUGGCUUUUGUUGUCCGAUCCUCUUUGAAAAGUAAAUAUUAAUGAGAUGGAGCUUCUGUUGGAUGCUGGGAAGAAAGGCACCCACCACUCUUCAUGCAGAUUGCAUCUGAUGUGGGAAUUCAAAAGGACCAAGCUUUUGAUCUGCAUACAGUCAUUCUGCAGAUUUAAUCUGCAGGCUGAUCUAGUGCUGAAACAAAUAAUAUAGCACUGUGGACUGUGCUUACAGAAAGGCAGGUUGCAUGGUUUAGAGUUAGCACAUCAGACUUUUGAAGUAAAAUGUAAACCUUCAGUUAAUGGAAAAAAGGAUCCUUAUUUGUUUGUAUUUUUUUAAACACCCCCCCUUUUUUCUGAACCUCAGUCUUGUAUCAAGAUGUACCAACAACAGCUACGCUGGAGGGACUGGAAUGAAGGAAGUUGAGUUCUAAUUUUUCUAGUGGAAAAAAUAUGUUGCGUUAUGUUCCUGUCAACUAUAUAUGCACACAGCGCCACACACACACACACACCUGCUCAUGCUAACUGCAAUUUGCAGCAAUCUUUCCAUUGCAAGAGUGUGCACUAGAAUAGGAAAAAAAAAGAUAUCUAUUUGCCUUAGUUUUAAAAAAAGUAUGGUGUUUCUAGACAGCUUUUUCUACCAUCAAAGAGAAUUACCAAGGAGAAAAUAUGUCUGCUGAUGCAGCAGCAACUUCCUGUCUUGAAGCCUCUUGAUGACGGGUCCUUCGUAUAUUUCUCUUUUGUCCAGGACUGCAAUGCUUGUGUCUGUUUGUUGGAUCUAUUUGUUUGUUUCUUUAUCAAAGCAGACAACAGCAGCUGGUGCCUCUUUUGAAUCUACUUAAAGAGUAUCCGCUGGCUGUUGCUUUUCUAAGAUAGAGAAGAGCACAAAUGCCAGUGCACACUUGGGGUGUACUGACAUAAUGUAGAUCUGGUGAGGUUUUUGGUUUUCAAGCCUGAAUGGCCUUCCUAGCCUGAUGUUUCUGUUGCCAUUAGAUUUGCAACUGUACUGUUUUUUAGCUAGAUAUUCCUGGUUGGUAGUCAGUACCAGUCUUCAUUCACUGUGACAUAAUGAUGGACCAAUCAGGUUGCCAGAGUUUAACAGUGCAUCAUUCUGUAGGGGUGAUAUCUGGCUUGUUCUUGCCUGCAGGUUUAUGACAGUUUGCCAGUGCUGCAAGACAUAUUUCCAAGUCUGCUUCAGCAUAUAACAGGGAGACCUAGCAAUAGUGAAGUAUUAAAAUCUUCUAAAUACGCCAAGACUGUUUACGCAUAAAUGCCAGCACUGGAAAUCAUUUGGCACUGUGAGGGUGAAGGCCAAACUAGAUGGAACAUGGGAGAGAUCUGAUCGGACUUCCUGUUCCAUGUACAUUUAAAUGGGAGGAAGUGGCCUGCUGGAUGGUUUCUGCCAAAAUCUUUAAUGCUUCAGCCAGCACAGUACAUAGGCAAGACAAGAGUUAAAAGGCACAGCGGUUGCCUUGCAUGGCGAAGUGCAGCUAAGACAUUGAUCCAGCCAGUGAUUUGCCCCCUGCCUCAUCCUUUUGAAGAGACUGGAAUGGGCGCAUCUGAGUUCUCAGAUUGGACCAAGCAAUCAGGCACUCCAUUUGCUCACGGAUGCUUCUAAAAGCAUUUCAAAAGAGUUUUACUCUAGUAAGGCCCUGAGAUACUGUGCAAAACUAGAAGAGUUGAAUCACAGUGUGGAAAUUCUGCUGAUAACCUUUAAAAGUUCCAAGGCUGCAGAGGCCUACUCAGGUCCUUGCAUCUUCUUUUCCUCUGCCAAUCCCUUCAGGUCUCCAGUUGUUCAUUAAUCCAGGUUACCACCCUAAACAUUCUGAAGUUAAUUUUGAAAUUGUUAUUUGAAAACAUAGUGCCUUGAGCUUGUGCAUUUUGUACUGUGCCUGGUUGUACCGCUGUGUGUUAUGAAUCAAAACUGAGUUUCCCCAAGUCCAUGUAUCCACAAGUUUUAGAGGGAGUUGCAUGCCAUGUACAAUCUUGUCCUUUGUGUGUCCUUUAAUGAGAAACCUGCUUGCACCUUCCAGAAGGCUAGGAGCAGGUACAACCCAUUCAUUCAUGUGUCUAGUUACAGUAUAUGUGUCUUCGGUAUGUGUUUACGACAAAUAUUGUGAUGGCAAAAUACUGCAGAAUUCAUGCUGUUGUUGGAAUGUGAGCCUGUGAUCCAGACUUCCAUAAUAAAAUGCCAUGCACCCUG